AGCUGGGCCGCCGAAGCUGCCAGGGGAACCAGUCUAAAUUUACCAUGAAAAUAUUUCCUGAAUACUAGCGACAGCGCGGUGUGCGAUGUGAUUAUGUGGUGUUGCAGGGCAAUGAAAAUGAAAAUGUUCCUGUCGAACGAAAUUGCACAUGGCGGCGGUAGAACAUCAUGGAAUAGGCGCUCCGUAGAAACGCGUCGGAAAACAGGUUGUUCAUUCCAAUUCCAUCCUCCCUAGGAGUUUACACAACACAAUUGUCUGUGGUCAAUAGCAAAACAGUAGUGCCCUAUUUCUGCUGCCUUGUCACCAAGCACUUUAGCACUGAGAAGAGACUUAAGAAGUCGGCCUCAGGCAUCGUUUGAAACAGUAAGCCAGAUUAACAUCCGAGAAGAUGACUACGACACGGGAGGACGUGCUGCUACAGAUGGGCGAGGUCCGGUUUAAAAAGGGCGACGGUACGCUCUACGUGAUGAACGAACGAAUCGCAUGGAUUGCUGAGCAUCGCGAUACGGUUGCUGUGUCACACCGUUUCCAGGAUAUAAAAAUGCAAAAAAUUUCCCCGGAAGGUAAGCCGAAGGUACAGCUGCAGGUGGUACUGCACGAUGGUAACAGCUCGACGUUUCACUUCGUCAACCGGCUCGGGCCGCAGGCACAGAUGGCCGACCGGGAUAAGGUGAAGGAGCUGUUGCAACAGUUGCUGCCAAACUUUAGGCGCAAGAUCGACAAAGAGCUGGAGGAGAAGAAUCGCAUCCUGACGGAAAACCCAUCGCUGUUGCAGCUGUACAAAGAUCUGGUCAUCACGCAGGUGCUGACGAGCGAGGAGUUUUGGGCCCGGCAUGCCAAGGACUACAUGAACAAAGAGCAAACGGUAAAGCAGGACAUCGGUGUGUCCGGUGCGUUUCUGGCCGACAUAAAGCCCCAGACGGACGGGUGUAACGGGUUGCGGUACAAUCUAACGGCGGACAUUAUUGAGUGUAUCUUCAAAACGUAUCCCGCGGUGAAGCGGAAACACACCGAGCACGUGCCGAGCAAGAUGACGGAGGCGGAGUUUUGGACAAAGUUCUUCCAGUCGCAUUACUUCCACCGGGACCGUAUCGUGGCCGGCGGCACCAAAGACAUUUUCACCGAGUGCGGCAAGAUCGACGAUCAGCAGCUGCGACAGUCGGUGCAGGAGAAUCUCGGCGACCCGUUGCUGGACAUACGCGCGUUCGAAGAUAACACGCUGGAGGAUGGGUUCUGCAGCUCGGCCACCGCCAAGCAGCAGACGGUGAACAGUGGGAACAUCGUGCAUCAGAGUAUGAUCAAGCGAUUUAAUCAGCAUUCGUUUUCCGUGCUUAAAACGUGCACGGAUGUAAAAACCCUCAACUGUGGUAUUGGGUCAAUUUUGUCCGCCACACCGGGUGUGCCGUCGGACUCGUCGGCGAACGGUGGUGCGCCGGUUGCGAAUGGGAAGGAAAAGACAAACAACAAUAACCUGCCGGCGGCCGAUGGAAGUAAUAACAAUAAUACGGUGAAUGGGCUUAGCAAGAAGGAUAAGCGAUCGCACGAUCAGCACCUUGCCAAUGGGACCACCGGGGAGCACAAAAGUAAUGGGACGAUGGGCCCACCGCCGCCAUCCGCGAACGGUGCGCCGUUCGUCGAGCCUACGAUGAAGAAGGCCCGGAUUCAGGCGAAAAUUACCUACGACGAUCUGGAGGGCGAAGAGGACGAACGGACCCGUGUGAAGCAGCUGAAUUUGACCAAAAUCGAACGGUACCUUCAUGGGCCCGUGCCGGCGUCGGCGGCUAGUGGGACGGGCGGACACGAUUCUUCACAUUCUAGCAAUCACCGGAAUGAGGCCGGUUUGCAUGAUUUCGAAACGACGCAUGCGAUGAUCCUGGAGGCCGCCAAUGGGACGUGGAGCAAUCGGACGCCUCACAAGCUGCUCGUUAGCCCGGCUGCCGCUGUCAGUGCGCUCGGCGAUCUGAGUCCGGGCGGUGCGCUCAUGAGAGGGUUCCAGGAACAAAGCCUUGCCCAACUUGUGCCUCCGGAUAUAGAGAAGGAAGUGCGUAACCUUUACCUUUCGCUGCUGGAAUUGCUGAAGGAGUUUUGGAAGUGUUUCCCACCAACGACGCCCCAGCUGGAGUCAGAAGCAACCCGCAUGCACGACAUACUGCAACGUUUCGCGAUGGUCAAAUUGAAGCCGUUUGAGGAUCGUGCCAUGAGAGAACUGUUGCCAUUGGGCUCCUCGCUAACGCAGCACCUGAACCAACUGCUCCAGUCGGCCAACCGGAAGUAUGCGAUCUGGCAGGACCGUCAGCGUCGUACGCACAGGUAGCACUGCACCGCCUCGACGCUCCAUUAAGCGGGCCGAGCAGGCCACGUCCACAACUGUACCAUCACAUCAGUUCUGGCGCGCCAUUAGCAGCAGCACGAACAACACUCCGUUUCGUUACCUUCCACUCAACAGAACCGUGUGUGGCAAAUUGCAUCAAACCGUACUCGUUCCGUUUUGUCAACCCCCCCCCCACCGUUUCCAUCCUCAACAUCACCCGUAAUGAUCGUUUCGUCCUUCGUCUCUUGUCUUUGUUUUGUUGUCGAUAUCGGUGUGUGCAUGCAGAGCUAGGAAUUGGUCGAUAUUUUCGAGCUCAAAACAAGAAUCGCGGAGGAAUGCAAAGGGAGGAGCUUUAGCAGCAAUUCUCUCUGCUGCUGGGUCGGUUGUACGCGCACUAAAUAAAGCAAACGAUUGAUGCCAACUGUGGCCUACGUGUAAACGUCAUGGAAUGAUCGUAUAGAAUUAAAUCGAGCAGCCACGGGAUGAGCGCUGGGUUGAAGAAGCGCCAACGAGUUAGUAUUAAUGAUGUCACAACAAAAAAAGAAUGGUCGUCGUGAUAUCCGCGUGAUGGGCGAUGUGAGAGAUGGCGGUUGGCGAUAUGAAUGCGAGCCACCAGCUUGUCAAGAAUCAAUUACUUUCAAAAGAUCAUGAAAUAUAUUCAUAUCAUCUUCGAACAUCGAGAAUGAGUAUC
Molecule: messenger RNA, 3002 nt
Organism: Anopheles stephensi (Asian malaria mosquito)
Lineage: Eukaryota; Metazoa; Arthropoda; Insecta; Diptera; Culicidae
Gene: Tfb1
Product: general transcription factor IIH subunit 1
Exons: 5
Coding region: 389-2314 (641 amino acids)
Biological process (GO): transcription by RNA polymerase II; nucleotide-excision repair; transcription by RNA polymerase I
Cellular component (GO): transcription factor TFIIH core complex; transcription factor TFIIH holo complex
Source: RefSeq, a predicted model, not a curated record